Messenger RNA from Hydractinia symbiolongicarpus, 1947 nucleotides. RefSeq names its product hypoxia-inducible factor 1-alpha inhibitor-like. Gene Ontology annotation, molecular function: ankyrin repeat binding; peptidyl-histidine dioxygenase activity; [protein]-asparagine 3-dioxygenase activity. Gene Ontology annotation, cellular component: nucleus; cytoplasm. The record is from RefSeq and is a predicted model, not a curated record. The coding region runs from base 208 to 1305 and encodes 365 amino acids. The transcript is spliced from 7 exons. Gene Ontology annotation, biological process: negative regulation of Notch signaling pathway; peptidyl-aspartic acid hydroxylation. NCBI's taxonomy places the organism in Eukaryota, Metazoa, Cnidaria, Hydrozoa, Anthoathecata, Hydractiniidae.
UUAUCACAUUUUUAAAAAUAUUUUAUGUGAUGUGACUCUAGCUUUAAUUUUUUAAUUGUUGUUGUUUUUGAGUGAAUGACGUUUUGUUUUGUUUGCAGAAUAUAGAAAAAGAAACGUAUAUUAUAAAAAUCAAAAGUGAAUGAAAGUUGCAUGGAGCGACGGUUAUUUGGUGGAGCAUGAAGAGGACUGGUAACUACAGUAGUAGCUAUGGCAACUAACGGGAUCACGGUGAAUGGUUUGAAAAUGAAUGUGGCGGGAAAACGGACUGGUUUAAAUGAGGCGGGAAAUUAUUUUACCGAUCAUGAUGGCCGUCACUAUAAAAGAUACGAUUUUAUAGAAACUACAGACAUUCCAAGACUUGAUUUUCGCGAUGCAGAGGCAGAUAAAUUGAUUGCAAGACAGCAACCUGUUAUUCUAACUGGUACCGGACUUACUGAACCAGCCAAUAAGUGGACACUAGAUUAUCUCAUAGAAAAUGUUGGAAGCGACAAGAAAACGGUUUUCUCGUCGAAAACAGAUAAAUUUAUGUAUUUCAACGACAAACGCGCUGAUGAAGAAUUCAUACCUCCAACAAAACAACUCGAAAUGACUUUCCCUGAAUUCGCAAGGAAGUUUCGUUCGUGGAAACCUGGUGACGAGCGGUUGUACUAUCAACAAAUGUUGACUGACACAGUGAGUGUGAAUCUUAUGAAUGAUUUUAAGAAGUUUCAUUGGUCUUGGCUAGAUCACCAGCAGAAGGAGUUUGGUUGGGGAGAUUUGACUUCGAAUUUACUUUUGAUCGGCAUGCCGGGUAAUAUAACACCUGUGCAUUACGACGAACAGCAAAACUUUUUCGCGCAAGUGCAUGGCUACAAGAGAGUGUUACUGUUCCAUCCUAAAUAUUUCCGAUGUUUGUAUCCUUAUCCGUACCAUCAUCCAUGCGACAGACAGAGUCAGGUUGAUUUUGAGCAUCCUGACUUUGAUCGAUUUCCAUUGCUAAAGCAUGCGAAAGGUAUGGAAGCUGUUGUGGGACCUGGCGAUGUACUUUAUAUACCCAUGUAUUGGUGGCAUUACAUAGAGUCCACUCUCGACUCCGAAUUAACAACAUCUAUCAAUUUUUGGUAUAUGUGCACAAAUUUGUCACUGAAGGAUAUCACCUUCCCUUUAAAUUGGCAGCAAAAGACGACAAUGACUCGUAACGUCGAAAAAAUGUUGGGCGAGGCUUUAGGUACUCCAAGCGAGAUUGGUCCUUUUCUGAACGCUUUGGUAUCCGGUCGUUAUCCUGCAUUACAAGAAGAAGGUAUCGAUUUUGACAACGAUGUUUAAAUGAUGUUAGUGUGGAACGCUAUAACUUAGGCAAGUGUUGAACGCUCCUUCAAAGUUGAAAGAAGUCAUUUUGAUGAUUUAGUUAAAUUUGAUAUUUUCUGUAAUAAAUUUUAAUUAAAAACCAUAAUUUUUUUUAAAGAAUUAUUUGAUUCCAUAAAAAGGGGCUUGUUUCGAAAUUUUUAUUUGUCUCUAUGAUAGUUAUAAUACGUCAUCAAAAAUAGCAAAUUCGCGAAGUCAAAAACUCUGACAAAAUGAUUUUCGGUCUUUGUGAAAAUUAAAAAAAGCGCGAAAAUCUCAUUAUUUCAUUAAAAAUUUUUAGCAUGUUUUUAAGGCACUGAUGUAUUUAUAACCGAAGCUAGAAUGUAUAAUUUGUAAACGAGAAAUAUUAUUAUAAAACUUUGUUUUUGACUGCUUCAUGUUCCGUAAUGUUAGAAAAGAAGCCAUGUUUGAUCCUCAAGCUUGUUAAAGCGCAAUAUUCUUUUGGUGUAGUUAACGAUUCGAAACUAUCUAAAGUAGAUACUAUCUUAUCAUUCUUAAACCUGAAACUAUAACAACAUAUUUACAAUUUUACAAAAAGAACUAAAUUUAUAUUUUGGUAUUUUCACCAAACAAUAGUGGUUUUGAAUUAUAGGAAAGUCUGUA